UAUCUGCGGCGCUCCUCGAAAUGUCUAUCGACUGAGAACGACAAAACAGAUAAAAUUAACACAAUAAGCUCAAAGUAUAAUGUGCAUUGAAUAAGGGAUGACUUAGGAACUUCACUUGUUAACUAGGCACCAUGGAUCCUCAGUCAAUCGCGAUAGGUUUAGCGGUCUGUGUUUUAUCAGCCAUAAUUAUUUACCUCAUAACAGCUUUCACAAUGAAAGAAAAAACAUUUGAUGAAGUUUUAGAAGAACAGAGAAGACGUCAAGAAGAAGAGAAACCCAAAUCCAAGAAGAAAAAUAAUACAGAUGUCUCAAAAAAGAAAGUGAAAAAGGAGGCAGUGGUUGUCAAAGAAAAGGGUAAAAAGGCAGAGGUCCAAGCAAAGAAGGAAACAAAGAUGGUAAAUUUAGAGAUUGACCCAGAAAUAAUUCAGUUAGAGGAAUCAGUGGUUGUUCAUGCCAAAAAAUCAAAGAAGACUAAAAGUCAGAAACCAAUUUUGGUCAAUAAAAAUGAGCAUUCAUUGAUUACAGAAAAAACUGCAGAGGUUUACCACAAGGAGCAGUUUGCACCGAAAGAUGAGAUUGCAUUAAAGCAUAAACAUGAAGAAGAAAAACCUGUGGAGGAUGCUAGCAUCUUUAAAGUUAAGAAAAAGACAGAAACCAAGAAAGAACGGGGCACAAAAAUUGAGACAAUUGAAGUUGAAGUUGAAAAAGCAGUAAAAAGUGAAAAGAAAACAGAAUUGAAUAAAGAAAAACCAAGAGGAAAGACAUCAGAUAAAAUAAAGAACUCACAAGAAACAACUAGCUGUUCACCACUGAUUAACUCUGUAAAGAAUGCCACAUUAAAUGAUGUUGAUAUACAGAGUUUAAUUGAUAUUUUAUUAAACAAACAAGGUGGAUCAAUUGAUGUCAACUCAGAAUGGAACAAGAAAAGCCAGAAAGGACAAAAAGGUGAUGGUUUAUCCCUUCUUAAACAACAGCUUGAAGAUAAAGAGAGAGCUCUACAACAAGAACAACAAUUGGCUAUGUCAUCAAAUAAUAAAGUAAAAGAAAUCCGUCAAGAUUUAAAUGCAGAAAAAGCUAAAUAUGCAGCACUGGAAAAAGCUUACAAGGAAAAACUUGAUGUUCAGAAUAAUGAAAUGACUGCUCUACAUGCUCGACUUGCUCAUAUUCACGAAAAACAUGCUUCUGAACUUAACAAUCUACAGGUUCGACUUCGACAAUCAGAAUCUAGUACAGAUAGAAAUAUGCAAAAAUUAACUGAGGAGAAUAAAAUACUUCAAGAUACCUUAAGUAAUCUUACAAAAACAAAAACUGAUACUGUAUCUCAAGCUGAAUUUAGCAGUAUAAGACAGAAGGCCAAUAUUAUGGAGAAAGAACUAAACAGUAAUGCAGUCAAACUAACUGCAAGUGAAAAUAACCGUAAAAUACAGGAAAGUAAAAUUGCUAAAUAUGAAGAACAGAUCCGACAAUUUGAAUCUGGCCAUAAAGAUACAGAAGCUAUUAUGAAUAAGAAAAUGGACGAAGUGAACAAAGAAUUAAGAAGAGCUGACCAAAAAAAUACUACACUGAAUAAUGAUUUGAAAAAAGCUUCUGCUGAUUUACAAAAAGCUAAUGGAGCUUUGAAAUCUGCCGAGAAUGAGUGUUCAUCAUUGAAAAAGCAGCUCCAGGAAUUGAACACACAUUUAUCUGCUGCCGACGUCACAAAAGAAUUGGAGGGAAAAUUACAGCAAGCCAACCGAAAAUCAAGUGAAUUGGAGGGAAAUGUUAAAAAUCUGGAAAAACAAUUAUCUGAUUCAAAUCAGAGAUAUUCAGAACUCAAGAAAGAAAUCGAGGUUAUGCGACAUGAAAAUAUGGCUUUAGCUGAGGAAAUGAAGACAACUAAAGAACGUCAAGCUGGCGAGGGACAGGAAGCUGCACCUAAUGCACCAUCUGGAGCCCCCAAUGGUGAUAUUCAUAAUGAACACACUGUAGAUAAAAAUCUUAUAAAAUUGGAAGAACAUGAAAGCAUUCUUGCAGAAAAAGUGAAAGAAUUAACACGAUUAACAGCAGAACUAGCUAAUCAGAAAUCAGAAGUUGGUAAUUUACAAGAACAAUUAGAGACCCAGAAAAAGAAAAAUAAUGAACUUCGUGAAAAGAAUUGGAAAGCCAUGGAAGCUUUAGAAAAAACUGAGAAAUCAGUGGUUGAAAAAGUUGAAAGCGCUGUUAAAAAUUCCAGGGAGAAGGCCAGUAAUUUAUCAAGAGAAGUAGAAUCUUUAGAUAAAGGGGUAUUACAAAGGUUGUUCCCGUCUAUAUCUGUAAAUGAGAAAUUGGGGCAUAAAGAAUGGAUGACCUCAUUCGAAAAACAAGCUAACACUUAUGUGGUCAAUCUCUCUCAACAAUCUUCCAGUAGUGCUAAUAAAGAUAAUAGAAUAAAACAGUUAGAAGAUACUAACAAUAAAUUAUCAACACAAACACGAGAUUUACAGAAGAUAAUAGAUGAUACAGAAAAUAAAUUAAAACAGUUACAGAAAAGUGUAGAUUCAGAAGAAAAGAAGUGGAAAGAAAAAUUAGAAAAAGCUUUAUCUUCAAAGAGUACAGAAUCUGAUAGUCAAGUUAAAGAUUUAGAAGCUCAAGUAACACAGUACAGAAAUGUUUUAUCUUCUACAGAAGACAAAUUAUUACAAUUGUCAGAGAAAGUAGAAAGUGAAGAAAAAUCAUGGAAGGCUACUUUACAGUCUACACAGACAGAAUUAGAAAAUACAAAGAAAGAAUUAUCUAAACUAAAAGAUGAAAUGAGAAAACAAAAAGGAAGUACAGAGGAGUUGAAUGAUUUGGAUUUUGCUUACCGUUGUGUUGAGAAAAGUUUGCCUGGUAUAAUAGAUGAGAUGGAAACCAAAGUAGUAGUUUUAGAAAGUGAAUUGAAGACUUCUGAAUCUGAAAGAAAUUUGUUACAAAUAGAAGUAAAAGAAGCUAAAUCUCAAGUGUUAAGUUUAGAAAAACAAAUAGAAACCUCCAGUCAAAUAUCAAUUGAAAAUGAAGAGUAUAAAAGGUUAUAUGAAUCAGAGAAAAAGAAAACGAAAGAUUUAUCGACUAAUGUAGUUAAGUUAACUGGCAUAAUUAAAACUGGUCAAGAUGCUUUGUCACAGGAACAAAAAUUGGUUAAACAAUUGCAGGAUGAACUUGAAGAUCAGAAAAAAGGUUCAACUGAUGGAAAAUCUAUAUCUACAUUACGCAGUCAACUAGCUUCUAAAGACAAGCAACUUGAACGUGAAAUAUCAUCAAAUAAACAUCUAACUCAAAAAUUGGCCCAACUGGGUGUAAUGGCUGCUUCACCGGCAAAUGAUAGUGGAACCUCCGUGUAAACAAGAAGAAAGAUAGCCAUGAUAGAGAAGAGGACCAGGUUAUGCCAUGACAGACAUUUUGCCUGCUACCAUGUUGACUGAUGCUCAUAUAUAGAUUCAUAUAAUUGUCAUAAAUUUCAUUAUAUCCAUUCUUAUUCAGUUACAGUCUGUAACUUAAAAAAUUCUGAAAUGAAUUAAAUCUUAGAAAAUGAUCAAUGGGUUGUGCAUGUGCAUGUUAUUAUUAAAAUGAAAUUAUAUUACUAUCUCUCCAAUAAUAAGGAUUCAUUUAUCACAUUUUCACUAAGGCAGUUAACAAAGAAACUGGCAUUUUCUUGCUAUUUUGCUCUAAGAUCUGAUGUACUACAUGUAUUUAAUUAUCUAUAAAAUAAUAUGAAACCAUUUCUAGUGCAUGCUGAAAUCCAUUCAUCCGGUGAUACUUAAUACUACAAACAUAAUAAUAAACUACACUAGCCAUUGUAAACUAUGGGCACAGAUCAUCACAAAGAGAGAUAACUGAUUGAUAUACCUUUGAAUAAUCUAGUGACGUUUUUGAUAUUAAUAAAUUAUAUAUUUAAUGCACUGAUUCACUAAUAAGACGCAAGAUCAGCUUUGAAAUCUGAAGUCACACAGGAAGAUAAUUCACAAAAGCACAUGUCUCACUGUUUACUUGUGAUAGAAUUUAUGUAGUGUUUUUCACACAAGUUCCCAUGUAAAAGGCAGGCCAAAUAAACUUAACUGUUUCAGGAACAUGUAGAAAUAUAUAAGAAAUGAAACAAUAUAGAGGCAGACAAUCUGUUUUAAUAUAUUUUAUACCUAUAUAUUGUAUAAUUUAUAAAUGUUAUCUACUGCUGGUGUUAAAAACAUGGUCAUGUGAUAGAUUAGAAUUAAAAUCAAGCAGCAUUCUAGUAGAGGAAUGUAAAAUUAAUGUGAGAAUAAAUUAAGAAAUGCGAGAUCAAUAUGCCACAACACUUUAAAAUCUGUAUAUUUUUGGCUUACCUAAAAUAUUACAGGUCAAAUUUAAGAUCAAGUAUAAAAGCUUAAUUAAUAAAAAAACUUGUAGAUAAUUGCUGAAUGUCAAUUCUUUGAUUAUAUUUUAUUAAUAUUUACAAUCAUAAAAUGUUAAAAUUGCUAAAAUAUAAAUUUAUCCGUGGACCAUAUAUUAUAAGGUCAGUGGUUUAUCUAAUAUGAGAUAAUUUGAUAUGGUCCUUUUACUUCUAUAGGUAUAUAUAAUACAGCUUUUUGUUGAUUAUUUUUUUCUUCAUGAGAAUCGAACAAUUAAUAUUUAAAAAUAAAUGUUUACAGCUAUUUUAAUAGGUUAUCUAUUUGUGAAAAAUGUCUACUUAAGAUCCAUAUUCAAUUGCUUAAAUUUUGGUUUUUAAAGCUUAAUUUGCAUAAUUAUAAUAUUCAGAUAGAUAAGUUGAGUAUAUUUUGAUAGAAUUACACUGAGAUUUAUUCAAUUGUCACAAAGAAAAAUGGAUGAUGUGAUAUUUGCCAUAUUGUUUAUUGAAAGAAAACUGUUAGUUAUUGCUUGUUUUUGUUAGAAAUGACUUUGUUUAGUUCUUUAUGGUUGAGGUUUGAUUUAAGGACAACAGGGUUUAUUAGAAUCUGAUAUUCAGUGUUUUAUACUGUAUGAACAGUUUAAGGCCAAACCUAGUAAAUAUUGAAUAUAAAUGUAGAAUUCCCUGUGCAUAAUGUUAGCCUUAUAUUCAUAACAGACUAUCAUUUAUUUAUUACAGGAGGUAAACUAAGUGUUAGUACCUCACAUGGUUCAAAGAAAAUUGAGAUGAGAAAAUAAUUGUAAUGAUUUUUCUUUAUUUGUGAUUUGUAAAGAUUACUUUAUAAUGUGCAAUACCAAACUAUUAGAGAUAUUUAUUAGAUAUUUUAUGAAUCUAAUAAAAUACUAUAAAUUUGUGAUAAGAGAGACCAAAUAAUAGAAAAAUUUACCUCACACUUAGUGACUAGUUAUUUGAACACAUGAAAUAAAGUACCUAAUUUCUGAUUAAAUGCUUAGCUUUAGUAUAUUUAUGGAAUGACUUUAUUGAUAAAUUACUCCAACAUGUAUAGUCAAAAGAGAUUAAUAUAGGAACAGUCAGUCUCAGCUUUCAAAUUAGAAGAGAAUGUUAAUGUAUAUGUAUGCUUCAGAAUACAAAAUUUGUUCAAAAUUUAAUUUUGACAAUUUUUGGAAUUUUGGAAUUAUAACCUCUUGUCCAAGCCUGUGACAAAUUUUAUAUUGCUUGAUGUACUUGAACUAAAACAAAAUUUCUUAAGUGGCGAUUCAACAAGAUAAGAAUGGAGCCAUAAUUCAAUCCCUAAAAUGAUAUAAAUGGUCUAUAGGUGUAUGAUAACUUUAGUAGAAUGUAAAAAUAAGUAUGUUUUCUUUUCAUCCAAAUGAUGUCCACCAAAGAAUGACAGGGCUUUCUUCGCUUGAAUAUCUAGGAAAGUUUUGUAGUUGAGCAGUUCACUUAUAUCAUAGUGUUCAAGUAUCAUGUCACCUCAAAGUUCAUAUCCGCAUGAUAUUGUGUUCAUUUGUAACAUCACACAAACUGCAAACCUUAAUGCUGUUAACUGUAAGUGCUAAAGAUGUACUGUACUAGUGUUUUGUCUUGGUGGAAUUGGAAAUGGUGAUAAUUUAUAAUGAAGUAUAAUAUAUCUGUUGAUGGAAUUGUUAGACAUUAUAAUGAUUGUUAUAUUGUAGAAUAAUGUUUAUUUGUAUAUAAUCUGUAGUAGAUAGGUAUAUUUAUGGUGGUCAUUUGUACAGAACAGGAAUUGUAAGGACUGAACAACUCGAGUUAUCAUGGGACCAGUCUAUGUACAAUCUGUGGGAUUACAUAACACUUUAUAACUUGAGAUCUAUCAUAAGCUCUUGCAUUAUAAUUCACUUCUAAGAUGAGUACUAAAGUAAAUAUUAAUGAGUUUUCAGACGAAAUUGAAUUCAGUCUUUACAGUUCCUACUACCAGAAAUGCAUGUGAUAUCUAUUAAAUGCAAAAUACAAUUCUAAUAUAAUGCCUAAUGGUUAUAUAUCUAGCUUGUAGCGUAGCAAGUGCUAUAAGUAUCUAUUUAAUACCCCACCCCAUUUAGUUUUAGUUUUUGGUUGUUUUACUUACUAGUCAUUAUUUUUAAAUACAAAUUAAUUAUAUGAAUUUAUCUCUUUAUUGAGUUUUUUUUUUCUUUUUCAAAUGAUAAUAUAUAAUAUAUAAUUGUAAAAAAAAAAUUGUUACUGAAAUGUUGUAUUUAAACAGCUUGCCAAGUACUCCAAAUAUUUUAAUAAAAUUUAACAAAAAUCUUUAUUUCUCUACUCAUCUCUUUUCUUUAAUCCACCUAUUAAUUUUAUUGAAUGAAUUGAAUGUAGAUUUAUUUCUCUUUGUCUUUAAGAUUUUGAGUCUUGUAAAUGAGCAUUAGAAUAUACCAUCAGUGUAAUCUGUCAUAUUAAAAUAAGCAUUCUAAACACUCUGACAAUAAUAAAGUUAUGGCUCAGCAGUAAAAAAA
This is a messenger RNA of Patella vulgata (common limpet), 6804 nucleotides long. RefSeq names its product ribosome-binding protein 1. The record is from RefSeq and is a predicted model, not a curated record. The transcript has 27 exons. The coding region runs from base 132 to 3338 and encodes 1068 amino acids. Gene Ontology annotation, cellular component: endoplasmic reticulum membrane. Lineage: Eukaryota; Metazoa; Mollusca; Gastropoda; Patellidae.